AUGGACAGUGUACGAGAUGACAUGUUGCUCAAAACAUGGAGGCGGGACUCCAAGGCUCGGCUAGGUCAGACAAGUGGUGCAAUUGAUGAUACUGGAGCAAACACAUUCAACAACAUGAUUUUUGUGAAUUACAAUAUGAAACGUGUGUAUGACAUGUUGGGGGAAUUUUUGACUUGGAUUGCUGAUGUUAGAGAUGGAUUAAUUGGGAGUUAUAGUGAUGGUGUUUCUGUGGUUAGAUUACCUGAUGAUAUUGUGCUUAAGAGCGGUGGUGAUCCGUUAAGAACUAUCAUAUCUAGCACAUAUUCGUUGUUUCAUAGUGAUAACUUUGAUUUGUCUUACUUGGAUAAUAGGAAAAUACUUGCUCCUACUUUAGAUGUAGUUCAUUCCAUUAAUGAAUACAUGACUAAUUUGAGGGUUGGAGAUGGUAAACUGUACUUUAGUUCAAACUGUUCUUGCAGAUAUGAUUCAAGUAGCAGUUUGAUCAACGAUAUUCAUACUCCUGAGUUUUUGAAUAGUUUGAAGUGUUCUGGUUUGCCAAAUCAUGACAUGUUCUUGAAAGUUGGGACUCUGAUUUUGUUCUUGGUUAAUGAAGAUGAUGAAAAAUUUGUUCUUGGGUUUUUCUGUUCUUGGCUUUUCCAGAUUUUGUUCUUGGUUAAUGAAGAUGAUGAAAAAAUUGUUCUUGGUUUUUCUGUUCUUGGUUAG
This is a messenger RNA of Salvia miltiorrhiza (redroot sage), 702 nucleotides long. RefSeq lists its product as uncharacterized. Bases 1 to 702 code for a protein of 233 amino acids. Lineage: Eukaryota; Viridiplantae; Streptophyta; Magnoliopsida; Lamiales; Lamiaceae. The record is from RefSeq and is a predicted model, not a curated record. The transcript is spliced from 3 exons.